AUGGAACAACGCAGUGUUAGCAUUCAAAAAAUAAUAUUUUUGGGAGCAGCUCGAGUUGGUAAAAGUACGAUCAUAAAAAUAUUGACUGGGAAGUACAAUUUUAAUAAUAAGGACUAUGAAAUGACUCAAGGUAUAGAACUGUAUGAUAAGACAUUAGAAAUUUGUGGACGUACCGUGAAUACAGUACUGGUAGAUACUGCUGGUCAUGAACUUUAUAAAUGGAUCGUUAAGUCAGUAUGCGACGAAAAUGCUUUUUAUGCUCUGUGUUUCGAUCUUACCAGUAAAGAUAGCCUUGAUAUUUUAAAGGCAUAUUUUGAAGAGCUGAGCAUUCAGAAAAGCAUACUGAUUGGUUGCAAGUUUGAUCUGCAAUCAAGACAUGCCAUUUCAUUGUCAGCUGCUGAAGCAUUUGCAAUAAAUAAUAACCUCAAGCUCCAUCUCACUUCAACGAUGACAACAACAACUGAAUUGGAAGAACUGUUCUACAACAGUAUCAUGGAUUACGCCACGGAUGUUUCAUAA
Molecule: messenger RNA, 519 nt
Organism: Acanthocheilonema viteae
Lineage: Eukaryota; Metazoa; Nematoda; Chromadorea; Rhabditida; Onchocercidae
Source: the annotation of a GenBank genome assembly